Maniola jurtina (meadow brown) is the source of this 869-nucleotide messenger RNA. It is a transcript of the gene Manf, whose product is annotated as mesencephalic astrocyte-derived neurotrophic factor homolog. The record is from RefSeq and is a predicted model, not a curated record. The transcript has 2 exons. NCBI's taxonomy places the organism in Eukaryota, Metazoa, Arthropoda, Insecta, Lepidoptera, Nymphalidae. The coding region runs from base 142 to 663 and encodes 173 amino acids. Gene Ontology annotation, biological process: dopaminergic neuron differentiation; neuron projection development. Gene Ontology annotation, cellular component: endoplasmic reticulum.
AUUUCGCCAAGUAAUGCUGUCAACGUCAUAAAAUGAAUGGCUGAAGAGUUUUCUAAGUCCGUUUAGUUUUACAAUUUCUAUUUCACUUCGCGCUUCACUAAAGUUGUGUUUAGUAUUUUGCUGAUUUAAAACUAACUCAAAAUGUGUAAAUUUAGUGUGUUUUAUUUAUUACUUGUAGCGGCUGUGCUGCAAAUCACCUGCGCACUCAAAGAAGGCGAAUGUGAGGUUUGCAUUAAAACAGUUGAGAAAUUCGCAGCCACGUUAUCAGAUGACGUUAAAAAAGACACAAAACGGAUCGAAGCAGAAUUCAAAAAGUUCUGUAAAGGUACUAAGAAUAAGGAGAAUCGGUUCUGUUACUACUUAGGCGGGCUAGAAGAGUCCGCGACCGGCAUACUGGGGGAGCUGUCGAAACCUCUCAGCUGGUCAAUGCCCGCCGAUAAAAUCUGCGAGAAACUGAAGAAGAAAGACGCACAAAUUUGUGAUCUUCGCUUCGAUAAGCAAAUUGACCUGAAGAACGUUGAUCUCAAGAAGCUAAAGGUACGGGAUCUAAAAAAGAUCUUGAACGAUUGGGAUGAGGUUUGCGACGGCUGCAUUGAGAAGACUGACUUCAUCAAGAGGAUAGAGGAGCUGAAACCAAAAUAUAUGGGUCGAUCUGAUUUGUAAUAGGAUGUGCUAACUCUUAGAGUAAUUAAUAAACAAAUUGUGUACAUGUGAUACUUCCACUGAGUGGAGUAAGUUGCAGUGUAUAAUAAAUUAAUUAUUAUAAAUUAUUAUUUGAUAUGAUUCUGAGAGUGUUCUCAUGUAUGAUGUAUGUAUGCAUUUACAGUAGAAUAAAUGAUUACUGUGAUUAAGUAAAUAUUUUUUCCAAA